AUGACCGAAUCAGUCGGUCGAGUCCACUUCAAUCUAAGCAUAGGCGACACCGGAGAACAACCCAGGAGUGUCAUCCUCGAACAAGAUCAGCCAUGGCGAGAAAUGUGGAUCGAGGACGGAGAGCUGUCAGAUGACCCUUGCCACAAGGACGAAAAGGGCCACCUGGAAUUUCAUAUGAGGAAUGUAUACGAUGACGGGAGUCUGUCGGCCCGUCAUCAGUGUAUACAUAUCUAUUUCGAUUUGCCAUACCUCACGGCCGUGGAGUUCACGGCGAUGGUGAUGGUCUCCGAGUCUAUGGAGUACGUUGUAUUAUUUGCUGGAGCUCCGACUGUCCCAGGCGGGGUCCGGUCCGAUCCGGGCCUUUUAUGGAUGAAUGUUCAAGUUGAUGAUAGCUCAACACAGACAAACGAGGCGCCAACUAAGAGGGACAACCGCGGUUUUGAUACUGGGAUUGAAGGCUUCAACUAUUUAUUCCACCGGUACUCCGUCCGUACCCUUCUCGAAGGAACGAGGGCACACCUCCCUUCAGAGUUGCGUUUGGGCGGGUGGGGCAUGGCCUGCCUGGUGGACACUGCGGUGAUGACAAAAUCUGCACUGUCGAUUCUUGCACUAACGUCUCUCACAGGCCAACCCAGCCCUCUACCUGGCUGGAGUGUCUUCUCCUGUGUUGAGGUGAAGACGCCAGUACACCACUACCUCGCUGGCCUUCUCUCAUUCUCCCACUCCCACUUCCACCGCACCUUGUUGUUAUAUGCUUCAUUCGUCAUUGUUGUGCCAGCAGUGCCAGCAAAAGGUGCAGCCAAAGAUGCAGCAAUAGUACCUGUCGCCCACUCGCACGUCGACAGUCGACUUGCCAUUUCUCCUCCUCUCUUCAUCGAACUGUCCUGUCGUCACAAUGUUCGUUUCCAUCGUCUAAACCAGAGCGACUCGUCGAAGUCUGCUUGGAAAGUAGCACUGCCUUGCAAAGCAACAACACAGCCCGGCCUAGCAUCACCAUCAUCCCUGGCCAACCCCGGAAUCUCCGCCACGACCAAAAAUAAUUUCUCCACGUUACCGGAUCAGAUCGGAUCGGAACAUAUCCAGCAAUCACACACGCACUUUCCUCCUGUCACCUCCACUAUCACUCCCCAGCACUCCCCAGCACUCCCCGCCACUUCUUGGCAGCUACACGGCAAUACUCGGGAUUGGACGGAGCAGUCGCGUUUCCCGUUCCACACCUCCCUCUCCCCUUUUCCCUUUUCCCCUUUCGCUCUUCGCCACCCUGACCCGGAAGAGUCAGACAGACCAACCAGCCCCCAAGCCCCAAGGCGCCCGGCCCCCCAACCCAAGCUCCGACCUAGUCACGUCAACGUUUUCAUCUUUGCCUCCGACCUCGCCUCCCAACCGAAGAACGAAGAACGAGGAACACGUACUUUACGCGGCGAGGACACAAAGAAGAAGAGUCACACUCCCCUUCGACUCACCUUCUCGAUUAAAUCGUUCCGGUCCAUACCUAUUCUCCAAAUCUCCAGACCACAACUUGCGAUCUCGGUUGCCAAACUCGUCCGCAUCCAAGUCUUCGCCGUCGGUCGUCUCCUUAUCACCACGUCACACCACACCACCUAA
Messenger RNA from Sodiomyces alkalinus F11, 1605 nucleotides. RefSeq lists its product as hypothetical. The record is from RefSeq and is a predicted model, not a curated record. NCBI's taxonomy places the organism in Eukaryota, Fungi, Ascomycota, Sordariomycetes, Glomerellales, Plectosphaerellaceae. The transcript is spliced from 16 exons. Bases 1 to 1605 code for a protein of 534 amino acids.